Pleuronectes platessa (European plaice) is the source of this 1446-nucleotide messenger RNA. RefSeq names its product inward rectifier potassium channel 2-like. The coding region runs from base 1 to 1308 and encodes 435 amino acids. Gene Ontology annotation, molecular function: inward rectifier potassium channel activity. Gene Ontology annotation, cellular component: plasma membrane. Lineage: Eukaryota; Metazoa; Chordata; Actinopteri; Pleuronectiformes; Pleuronectidae. The transcript has a single exon. The record is from RefSeq and is a predicted model, not a curated record. Gene Ontology annotation, biological process: potassium ion import across plasma membrane; regulation of monoatomic ion transmembrane transport.
AUGGGGAGUGUGCGAAGCCACCGCUACAGCAUUGUGUCCUCUGAGGAAGACGGCAUGAAGCUGGCCACUAUUGCCGUCCCGAAUGGCUACGGAAACGGCAACGUCAACAAGGUGCACACAUUGCGCCAAUGUCAGAGCCGCUUCGUCAGGAAGGAUGGUCACUGCAACGUGCAGUUUAUCAAUAUGAGUGAAAAAGGCCAGCGCUACCUGGCAGAUAUCUUCACCACCUGUGUGGACAUCCGCUGGCGCUGGAUGCUGCUCGUAUUCUGCCUUUCUUUCCUGCUGUCGUGGUUGUUUUUUGGCUUUGUCUUCUGGCUAGUUGCCCUCUGCUAUGGAGACUUAGAGAAUGAGACUCAGAUGUGUGUUUCCAAUGUGGACAGCUUCACCGCUGCUUUCUUGUUCUCAGUGGAGACCCAAACCACAAUUGGCUACGGCUAUCGCUACGUGACAGAGGAGUGCCCCGUUGCUGUCUUUAUGGUCGUCUUCCAAAGUAUUUUGGGCUGCAUCAUUGACGCUUUCAUCAUCGGUGCGGUCAUGGCCAAGAUGGCCAAGCCCAAAAAGAGGAACGAGACCCUGGUGUUCAGCCACUAUGCAACAGUGGCCAUGAGGGAUGGCAAGCUGUGCCUGAUGUGGCGAGUGGGGAACCUGAGGAAGAGUCACUUGGUGGAGGCCCACGUCAGGGCUCAGCUCUUGAAGUCCCGCACCACCGCAGAGGGGGAGUUCAUCCCCCUUGAUCAGGUGGACAUCGACGUGGGCUUCGACAGUGGCAUUGACAGAAUAUUCCUGGUGUCUCCGAUCACCAUCGUGCAUGAGAUCGACGAGGACAGCCCGUUUUAUGAGAUGAGCAAACGGGAGUUGGAGACGACAGAGUUCGAGAUCGUUGUGAUUCUGGAAGGCAUGGUCGAGGCUACGGCCAUGACCACUCAGUGUCGGAGUUCGUAUGUGGCCAGCGAGAUUCUGUGGGGCCACCGCUUUGAGCCGGUGCUCUUCGAAGAGAAGAACUACUACAAAGUGGACUACUCACGCUUCGAAAACACCUACGAGGUGCCCAGCACGCCCGACUGCAGCGCCAAGGAGCUAGCAGAGAGGAAGUCCAACGAAGCCAGCUUGAGGAACUCCUUUUGCUACGAGAACGAGGUGGCUCUUGAAAAAGUUCAGAUGGAGGAGGACUUUGAGGAGGAUGUGAUAAGCGAUGUUGAGGUCGGCGUGCCUGAGGACACAAACACAAAUGCUGUGUCAGACUCCGAAUGCAAUCUGGACUCUUUACCUUUAGAAUCAACUCCCCUGACGGCAGAAUCAGAAAUAUGACAGCAGGGGACAGAGGGUUAAAACACUACCACAGGGUAUGUUGAACUUCGGUCCAGACUGCUGUUGUCAAUAAUGCAUGACACUUUGAAAAGACUGUGAUUUGAGUUUGAAAAUCUCUAUGCAGAAUCUUAUGCACAA